AUGAGUCGAAAUGUGGAUAAGGCUAACUCUGUUCUUGUUCGGUUCCAGGAACUAGAGGCGGAGAAGUCCGGAGGGUAUAAGGAUUACUCGAGGUUCAAGAGGCCUACCAGAAUUAGGUCAAUUCAGGAUAGUCAGGAGGCCCAACAAUGGCGUCGCCAAGUAUUGCAGGAUAUGAACUCAAGGAUUACACGAAUGCAUGACCCAUCGUUGAAUGAAAUUCAACUUCGAGAGAUCAACGACGAGAUUAAUGAUCUGUUGCAUGAGAAAAAUCAGUGGGAGCGUCACAUAUAUCAUAACCUGAAGGGGCCCAACUUUUCUCGAGAUAGUAAAGCGGGCGUAACAGGAACUUUGUUGAAGGGGCGAAGGUAUUUCGGGAGAGCUCUGGAGUUGCCUGAAGUACGGGAGCUUUUAAAGCAAGACCGUGAGCACCGGACUAAGCUGCAAACUAAUCGCCAGCGCCAUCAAGUGCUACAAGACAAAGUACGAAAGUGGAAAAAGCAGCUGGGCCCGGCAUAUUAUGGGUUUUCGUCAGAUAUCCCCGGGUUACAAUUUCAGUUGCCCGAAGCCACUUCAAAUACUGACCCUGAAGUUUUACAUCAGAAACCCACGCGCUAUUCCACGUUCAUCGACCACGAGGAAGCGAAAACGUUAGAAUUACGCUCAGAGCUGGGAAGCCUCGAAGCCGUCUCUGCACCGAAGGUAAGCAUACCCGAAUUCAAAGAAUUGCCUGAUUUGAAGGAUAUGGAGAACUGGUUGGUAGAAAAGCGUAAGCUGCAGCUACAGAAGCAAUUAGAUUUGUGA
This is a messenger RNA of Lachancea dasiensis, 801 nucleotides long. The record is from the annotation of a GenBank genome assembly. Lineage: Eukaryota; Fungi; Ascomycota; Saccharomycetes; Saccharomycetales; Saccharomycetaceae.